Molecule: messenger RNA, 797 nt
Organism: Exaiptasia diaphana
Lineage: Eukaryota; Metazoa; Cnidaria; Anthozoa; Actiniaria; Aiptasiidae
Exons: 3
Coding region: 83-775 (230 amino acids)
Source: RefSeq, a predicted model, not a curated record
GGACACAGAGAAUGACGAGGAAGUUCUCUGUGAAUACAGAAUACAGUUUGGGCAGUAUAAAGGCAAAAGUUUCAAGUGGCUUAUGGAGAAUGAUUUAUUUUAUGUURUGUACGUUGCUGCAAGCAGUACUCUGCCAGGGGAGGUUGAAAAGCAAAAGAAUGAGAGCAGUGACAAAAUAAAGAACAGGAUGGCUCUCACAAAGUAUGCUUCAUACUUCAGCGAGGUCCAAACAGCAAUUGAACGGAAGAGAGAGACAUUACUGAGAGAGCAGAAGACACCAACUCCAACCCAAACAAAGCCAGCUUUAUCUUCGUCACUCGCUGCUCGUCUAGCAUCUGCAUCAGUUACUCCUGAGAGAUUUGUAGCAAAGUAUAAAUCAGCUACAUGCACUACCACAGUGAGGCCUAAUCUUCCUACUGUGCCAAAGACCCAAACUUCAUCAGCUACAACCACAGCUACAAGUACACAAGUCAAAGCUGAUGCAAGGGACGACGAUCAAGAACUCUGUCUCUUGGCUGAACAAAUUGAGGAGAAUCUAUUGCAGUCAGUAGAUCAGCCAAAACCAAAGAAAACAGCAAAUAAGUCCACACAAACUCCAAAGGCAGCUGACAGUGAUACUUCUGAUACGGCUCAAGCUUCUAAUUACACAACAGAAGAUUGCCCCCUCUUUGAUGGCUGGCGUCAGACACUUCCAAAGGCUGAUCAUCUUUGGAUAUCAAAAGCCUUAUUCAAGCGUAAUUCCAAAGGCAAGGCCGAACUGGACUAUAGCAGGUAAAUGUUCAAGUUACAUUCAAUGA